This is a messenger RNA of Dipodomys ordii (Ord's kangaroo rat), 971 nucleotides long. It is a transcript of the gene Art4, whose product is annotated as ADP-ribosyltransferase 4 (Dombrock blood group). The record is from RefSeq and is a predicted model, not a curated record. The transcript has 3 exons. NCBI's taxonomy places the organism in Eukaryota, Metazoa, Chordata, Mammalia, Rodentia, Heteromyidae. Bases 78 to 902 code for a protein of 274 amino acids. Gene Ontology annotation, molecular function: NAD+-protein-arginine ADP-ribosyltransferase activity; NAD+ poly-ADP-ribosyltransferase activity.
UGGAGAGAGUGGAGAAGACCCCUGAGUUGGAGAAGGGAAGGAAUCCUCUGCCCCUCCUCCUGCUGUUGCUGGUCUUGAUGACCCCCACAGGGAGCCCAGAGGUGAUCCGUGACGUCGACGUGGACUUGGCCCCGGGCUCCUUCGACGACCAGUACCACGGCUGCCAGCAGCAGGUGAUGGAGGCGCUGACCCAACGCGAUUACUUCACCCGCGAGGUGGACGCCCACAGGAACUACUCCAGGCUGUGGCACCGGGCACACCUGGCGUGGCUGGGCCACGCGAGGCCGCUGCCCCCGGGCCUGACCCCCACGCACGCUGUGGCCCUGCUGCUGUACAUGUCCGAUGCCACCGUGCGCUCGGAUUUCUCCAGGGCCCUGGCUCGGGAUGCCAGCUCGGGCGGGCAGCACCAGCGUGCGUUCCGCUUCAACUUCCUCCACUACUACCUCACCUCGGCCGUCCAGCUGCUGAGGGCGGAGGCGGCCACGCGGGACGGGGGCCCGUGUCACCGGGUGCACCACGCCAUGAGGGAUGUCACCCUGGAGGCCGAUGUCGGGGUCACCGUCCGCCUGGGCCAGUUCCUCCUGGCCCCUCUCCUGAGCGAGGAGGCCCAGAGGCCUGGCGUGCGCACGCUGCUCACCCUGAUCACCUGUCUCGGGGCACGCGUGCCCCCGUUCUCGCCCCAGCAGGCCGUGCUGGUCCCGCCCUACGAGGUGUUCCGGGUCGUCAACCGGAGCCAACAUCAGAGUGGAGAUCGGUGGUUCCUGCGCUCGGCCGGCAACAGAAGCGCCUACAACUGCCAGCUGCUGAAGGCUUCCGGCGCUCAGCCCGCCCCUCCCGCCCUGCUCCUGGCUUCCAUCCCUGGCCUGGUCAGUCUGCGCAUCCUCCUCCAAGAGCCGGCCUAGAGACGUCCUGACUCUUCCUGAGCCACGUUUAACCCCCCGGCCUCCAAGACGACCGCUGGGGGGAAGGAA